Messenger RNA from Loxodonta africana (African savanna elephant), 6024 nucleotides. It is a transcript of the gene FLG, whose product is annotated as filaggrin. Lineage: Eukaryota; Metazoa; Chordata; Mammalia; Proboscidea; Elephantidae. Gene Ontology annotation, cellular component: keratohyalin granule; cornified envelope. The transcript has 3 exons. Gene Ontology annotation, biological process: establishment of skin barrier. The coding region runs from base 1 to 6024 and encodes 2007 amino acids. The record is from RefSeq and is a predicted model, not a curated record. Gene Ontology annotation, molecular function: calcium ion binding; structural molecule activity; transition metal ion binding.
AUGUCUACUCUCCUGGAAAACAUCACUGCCAUCAUUGACCUUUUCCAACAAUAUUCAAGCAACGAUAAGGAAAAUGACACAUUGAGCAAAAAAGAGCUGGAGGAGCUACUGGAAACAGAGUUUCAGCCAAUCCUGGAGAACCCAAAUGAUCCAGAUACUGCUGAUGACUUCAUGCGUAUCCUGGAUCUAGACCACAACAAGAAAGUAGACUUCACUGAGUUUUUCCUGAUGGUAUUCAAGUUGGCCCAAGCAUAUUAUGAGUCUACAAAGAGACAGAACUUCAAAGCAUCAGGCCCAAAGCAGAAAAAGUAUGGUCACAAAUGCCAAAAUGAAGAAGAUGAAGUAGAGGAGGAGGAAAAGAUUGAAGAACAAAGAAGGAAAUCGAGUCUUUCAAGGAGGCACAGACAAACAGGGAAGAAGAGUCUGACAACAACAGACAAAAAGAAACAUAGAUCUAGCUCCAAAAAUAAAGGAAGAAGAGAUGAUUCAUCUCCUUCUGGCCACAGGGAGAAAAAUGGAAAAAACCAUCAUCACCAUACUGGUAAAAAUAAGAGGUCAAGUUUCACUGACCUAGGAGAAGAAACAAACAUCUCAAGCAUAAGCCAAAAAAGGGAAGUAGGAGAUGAGCAUAAUUAUGGUUCUGAAAACAGGGAAAGAGGAAGUGCAAGAUGGGAAUAUUCGAGCCAAGAAGAAUCAGAAGAUUCAGACAGGCAAUCUGGGCCCCCUGGAACAAACCACAAUGGAUUCACCCACCACCAGUCAAGGGGCAGGAGACACUCAGGGUUUAAUCAAGAACACAGAUCUGAUAGUCAACAGCUGCACUCUACCCACAAACACUCACUUUCUGCUGCCAGAGGAAGACAAGGAUCAAGGCAUGGACACUCUGUAGACAGCUCUACACAUUCGGACUCUGAUCAGGGAGAAAUAUCCUCCGAGGGACGGUCCAGAUCAAGCACAAAAAGUAGGCAGCAAUCCCAUCAACAUAACUCGGCAGAUCACCCCAGACACUCAGGGACUGGACGUGGACGAUCGACAAUUGAAUCUGGUGCAGGCAGCCACAGAGGUUCCAGUGUAGGCCAGGCCAGUGAUAGCGAAGGACAAUCAGAAGACUCACAGAGACAAUCUGGGUCUCCUUCAGGACACCACCAUGGAUCCAACCAGGGCCAGUCAAGAGACAGCUCAAGACACUCAGGGUAUCACCAAGGACACAGAACCACUGCCCCACACUCUCAUUCUGCCCAUGGACACUCAGAUUCUACUGCCAUAGAAUCACAAGGACCACCUUACGGACAGUCUGGAGACAGCUCUAGGCAUUCGGGCUCUCAUCAGGGAGAGACUUCUGCCCAUGGACAGUCAAGAUCAAGCACAAGAGGUAGGCAAGAAGCCCGCCAAGAGCACUCAGCAGACUGCUCCAGACGCUCAGGACCUGGACACGCACAGUCAUCAGUUGAAUCCGGGGAAGGCAGACACAGGGGAUCCAGUGUUAGCCAGGCCAGUGAUAGUAAAGGACAAUCAGAAGACUCACACAGACAAUCUGGGUAUGCUUCCACACACUACCAUGGAUCUACCCACGGCCAGUCAAGAGAUAGCUCCAGACACUCAGGGUCUCAUCAAGGGCACAGAGCCGAUGCCUCACAGUCUCACUCUGCCCAUGGACACUCAGAUUCUACUGCCAGAGGAAGACAAGGGUCUUCUCAUGGACAUUCUGUAGACAGCUCCAGGCAUUCAAGUUCUCACCAGGGAGAAACAUCCGCCCAUGGACAGCCCAGAUCAAGCACAAGAGGUAGGCAGGAGUCCCACCAAGAGCACUCAGCAGACCACGCCAGACAAUCAGGAACUGGACAUGGACGAUCGCCAAAUGAAUCUGGCGCAGGCAGAGACAGGGGAUCCAGUGUUAGCCAGGCCAGUGACAGCGAAGGACAAUUAGAAAACUCACACAGACAAUCUGGGUACGCUUCUAGACACCACCAGGGGUCCACCCAUGGCCAGUCAAGAGACUACUCCGGACACUCAGGGUCUCAUCAAGGGCACAGAGCCGAUGCCUCACAGUCACACUCUGCCCAUGGAAACUCAGAUUCUACUGCCAGAGGAAGACAAGCAUAUUCUCAUAGACAGUCUGUAGACAGCUCUAGGCAUUCGGGCUCUCACCAGGGAGAGACUUCUGCCCAUGGACAGUCAAGAUCAAGCACAAGAGGUACGCAAGAAUCCCCCCAAGAGCACUCAGCAGACCGCUCCACGCACUCAGGGGCUGGACACACACACUCAUCAGUUGAAUCUGGGGAAGGCAGACACAGGGGAUCCAGUGUUAGCCAGGCCACUGAUAGCGAAGGACAAUCAGAAGACUCACACAGACAAUCUGGGUAUGCUUCGACACACUACCAUGGAUCUACCCACGGCCAGUCAAGAGAUACCUCCAGACACUCAGGGUCUCAUCAAGGGCACAGAGCCGAUGCCUCACAGUCUCACUCUGCCCAUGGACACUCAGAUUCUACUGUCAGGGGAAGACAAGGGUCUUCUCAUGGACAUUCUGUAGACAGCUCCAGGCAUUCAAGUUUUCACCAGGGAGAAACAUCCGCCUGUGGACAGCCCAGAUCAAGCACAAGAGGUAGGCAGGAGUCCCACCAAAAGCACUCAGGAGAACGCUCCAGAGACUCAGGGACUGGACGUGGACAAUCGCCAAAUGAAUCUGGUGCAGGCAGACACAGGGAAUCCAGUGUUAGCCAGGCCAGUGAUAGCGAAGGACAAUCAGAUGACUCACAGACACAAUCUGGGUAUGCUUCUAGACACCACCAGGGGUCCACCCACGGCCAGUCAAGAGACAACUCCAGAAACUCACGAUCUCAUCAAGGGCACAGAGACGAUGGCCCACAGUCUCACUCUGCCCAUGGACAUUCAGAUUCUACUGCCACAGGAAGACAAGGAUCGUCUCAUGGACAGUCUGUAGACAGCUCUAGGCAUCUGGGCUCUCAGCAAGGAGAAACUUCCGCCCAUAGACAGUCAAGAUCAAGUACAAGAGGUAGGCAAGAAUCCCACUUAGAGCACUCAACAGACCGCUCCAGACACUCAGGGGCUGGACAUGCACAGUCAUCAUUUGAAUCCAGAGCAGUAAGACACAGGGCACCCAGUGUUAGCCAGGCCAGUGACAGCGAAGGACAAUCAGAAGACUCACACAGACAAUCUGGGUAUGCUUCCACACACUACCAUGGAUCUACCCACGGCCAGUCAAGAGACAGCUCCAGACACUCAGGGUCUCAACAAGGGCACAGAGCCGACGGACCACAGUCACAUCCUGCCCAUGUACACUCAGAUUCUACUGCGAGAGGAAGACAAGGAUCGUCUCAUGGACAGUCUGUAGACACCUCUAGGCAUUCGGGCUCUCACCAGAGAGAGACUUCCGCCCAUGGACAGUCAAGAUCAAGCACAAGAGGUAGGCAAGAAUCCCGCCAAGAGCACUCAGCAGACCACUCCAGGCACUCAGGGGAUGGACGUGGACAGUCAUCCGCUGAAUCCGGAGAAGGCAGACACAGGGGAUCUAGUGUUAGCCAGGCCAGUGAUAGCGAAGGACAAUCAGAAGACUCACACAGACAAUCUGGGUCUGCUUCAGGACACCACCAUGGAUCCAACCAUGGCCAGUCAAGAGACAGCUCAAGACACUCAAGGUAUCACCAAGGACGCAGAGCCACUGCCCCAAACUCUCAUUCUACCCAUGGACACUCAGAUUCUACUGCCAUAGGAUCACAAAGACCAUCUUAUGGACAGUCCGUAGACAGCUCUAGGCAUUCAGGCUCUCAUCAGAGAGAGACUUUCACCCAUGGACAGUCAAGAUCAAGCACAAGGGGUAGGCAAGAAUCCCGCCAAAAGCACUCAGCAGACCACUCCAGACACUCAGGGACUGGACAUGGGCAAUCGCCAAAUGAAUCUGGUGUACGCAGACACAGGGGAUCCAGUGUUAUCCAGGCCAGUGACAGCGAAGGACAAUCAGAAGACUCACAGACACAAUCUGGGUAUGCUUCUAGACACCACCAGGGGUCCACCCACGGCCAGUCAAAAGACAACUCCAGACACUCAGGAUCACAUCAAGAGCACAGAGCCGAUGGCCCAGAGUCUCACUCUGCCCAUGGGCACUCAGAUUCUACUGCCAGAGGAGGACAAGGAUCAUCUCAUGGACAGUCUGUAGACAGCUCCAGGCAUUCGGACUCUCAGCAAGGAGAGACUUCUGCCCAUGGACAGUCAAGAUCAAGUACAAGAGGUAGGCAAGAAUCCCACUUAGAGCACUCAGCAGACCGCUCCAGACACUCAGGAGCUGGACAUGCACAGUCAUCAUUUGAAUCCAGAGCAGUAAGACACAGGGGACCCAGUGUCAGCCGAGCCAGUGAUAGGGAAGGACGAUCAGAAGACUCACACAGACAAUCUGGGUCUGCUUCCACACACUACCAUGGAUCUACCCACAGCCAGUCAAGAGACAGCUCCAGACACUCAGGGUCUCAUCAAGGGCACAGAGCCAACAGACCACAGUCACAUCCUGCCCAUGGACACUCAGAUUCUACUGCGAGAGGAAGACAAGGAUCGUCUCAUGGACAGUCUGUAGACACCUCUAGGCAUUCGGGCUCUCACCAGAGAGAGACUUCCGCCCAUGGACAGUCAAGAUCAAGCACAAGAGGUAGGCAAGAAUCCCGCCAAGAGCAUUCAGCAGACCACUCCAGGCACUCAGGGGAUGGACGUGGACAGUCAUCCGUUGAAUCCGGAGAAGGCAGACACAGGGGAUCUAGUGUUAGCCAGGCCAGUGACAGUGAAGGACAAUCAGAAGACUCACACAGACAAUCUGGGUCUGCUUCAGGACACCACCACGGAUCCAACCAUGGCCAGUCAAGAGACAGCUCAAGACACUCAGGGUAUCACCGAGGACACAGAGCCACUGCCCUAAACUCUCAUUCUACCCAUGGACACUCAGAUUCUACUGCCAUAGGAUCACAAGGACCAUCUUAUGGACAGUCCGUAGACAGCUCUAGGCAUUCGGGCUCUCACCAGAGAGAGACUUUCACCCAUGGACAGUCAAGAUCAAGCACAAGAGGUAGGCAAGAAUCCCGCCAAGAGCACUCAGCAGACCGCUCCAGGCACUCAGGGGAUGGACAUGGACAGUCAUCAGCUGAAUCCGCGGAAGGCAGACACAGGGGAUCCAGUGUUAUCCAGGCCAGUUACAGCGAAGGACAAUCAGAAGACUCACACAGACAAUCUGGGUAUGCUUCCACACACUACCAUGGAUCUACCCACGGCCAGGCAAGAGAUAGCUCCAGACACUCAGGGUCUCAUCAAGGGCACAGAGCCGAUGCCUCACAGUCUCACUCUGCCCAUGGACACUCAGAUUCUACUGCCACAGGAAGACAAGGAUCGUCUCAUGGACAGUCUGUAGACAGCUCUAGGCAUUCGGACUCUCAGCAAGGAGAAACUUCCGCCCAUGGACAGUCAAGAUCAAGUACAAGAGGGCACCCAGUGUUAGCCAGGCCAGUGACAGCGAAGGACAAUCAGAAGACUCACACAGACAAUCUGGGUAUGCUUCCACACACUACCAUGGAUCUACCCACGGCCAGUCAAGAGACAGCUCCAGACGCUCAGGGUCUCAUCAAGGGCACAGAGCCGACAGACCACAGUCACAUCCUGCCCAUGCACACUCAGAUUCUACUGCCAGAGCACGACAAGGAUCUUCUCAUGGACAGCCUGAAGACAGCUCUAGGCAUUCGGGCUCUCAUCAGGGAGAGACAUCCACCCGUGGAGAAUAUAGAUCAAGCACAAGAGAUAGGCAAGAAUCCCUCCAAGAGCACUCAGCAGAUCACUCCAGACACUCAGGGGCUAGAAACGCACAGUCAUCUUUUGAAUCCGGGGCAGGCAGACACAGGGGAUCCAGUGUUAGCCAGGCCAGUGAUAGUGAAGGACAAUCAGAAGAUUCACACAGACAAUCUGGGUUUGCUUCCACACAGUACCAUGGAUCUACCCAUGGCCAGUCAAGAGACAGCUCCAAACACUUAG